Molecule: messenger RNA, 6301 nt
Organism: Vespa mandarinia (Asian giant hornet)
Lineage: Eukaryota; Metazoa; Arthropoda; Insecta; Hymenoptera; Vespidae
Gene: Nup205
Product: nuclear pore complex protein Nup205
Biological process (GO): nuclear pore organization
Cellular component (GO): nuclear pore; nuclear pore inner ring
Molecular function (GO): structural constituent of nuclear pore
Source: RefSeq, a predicted model, not a curated record
AUCUCAUAUAUCGAUAUUUGCCUUUAUUUAUAUAACAAUGAAGCACUAUCGUUUUGCGCGCUUAAAUAUGACUUCUUUUUUAAGAUGAUGUAUAAAUCGAAGGCAAAUAUUCAAGAUUUAUCCGCGAAGAUUUUUAAGUGAAUAAAAAAGAAAAAAGCCUAUUAUAAAUUAUUGUAACAUUAAUAAUCAUUAAUAUAUAAUAUUUAUAUAAUAUAUAUAUAAAACUAUAUAACCUUACCAACAGUUCACUUUAAAACCAAAUUGAAUUAACGUUCAAAUUUUUGUUGAAAUCAUGGCUGCCAGUUAAAUGUGCGGCAAUUUUCGUUCACGUUAUUAUACCGGCAUUUCAAUAUCUUUAAAAACGUUAAUAUUGUGUUAAAAUUAUAUGUGGUGUUAUUUAAAAUUAAGUUUUAGUUUAUAAAUUGAUUUAUAUAAAUUGCCAAGAUGUCAGAAGAAGAAACAAGUACAGAAGAUAUCUGGACACCAUAUAAGGAGUUACAAAAUCUUGUAGUACGAUGCAUCACAUUAGCACCUAGUAUGCAUGACCCUCAAUACCAUGAAUUUAUAGAAGCAUUGAGAAAUCAUAGACAAAAUUUUUUUACACUUUUAAAAAAUCCUCCAAAAAAUAUUAAUAGUCGCAAUGAAAUUAAGAAAGGUGUGACAGAUGGUAUAACAUUACCUGGGCUAGGACAUCAAGUAUUGUCCAAGGAGUUGGUAGAUGAAACUUUAAUCAUAUCAGAUAUGUAUGAUUUAAAUGAAUUCAUGGCUCUAGAUCUUUUAUGUACUGCCCAACUUCAAAUGCCACACUAUCCUGGUCUAACCAGAGGUUUAACUGCUGUACUUUUGUAUUAUGAUGGAAGAAAAGCAUUAACUACAACUUUGAAGACCUUAGUGCAAGCCAGAAUGGGACAUAGCUGGGCUCUUGAUGCACCAUUAACUCUAACGAAAUACAUUACUGAAUAUACUAAUAAAUUACAAGAAGAUGGUUUAUUGGAUAGGAUUAUAACUUUAUUAGAAGACAUGGAUCCUAUACAGGAACAAGAUCUUCUACAACAAAAUAGAGCAUUGGGAGGAGCAAAGCAUCAUCGUAUGGUUAUGAAACUUUAUAAUGAUACUAGACAAGAUUUAGCAGAUAUUUUGUAUUUAUGGUCUGCUCAAUCAUCUCUACCAAAAUCUAUUUUCUUUCGUUUAUUGUCGUUAUUACAAACACGCCAAGUUGAAUCUGAAGCUGGAGAAGGUGGUCCUGAUAAAGUUACAUUGGCUCUCAUUAUGGCCAUACUAUAUGCUGUAAAUCUUAGUCCACUUAAUAAUCGAGAAAAUGGUGAAGAUAUAAUUAAUUCUAUUCCCUUGAUCACAGAGAGAGGAGCAUUAGAUGAUAUAAAACAAAAAAUAAUGUCUAAUAAUAUAACUUGGGAAAGUACAGGAUUGCGUGGACUUGUACAAUUUGCUUUAGCAGUUGCCAUAGCAACUUUGAAAACUAUCAGUAACACUUAUCAACCACAGCAUAUUACAAAUGACGAUGAAAUUUUAGUGGAAACAGCUUUAUCUAAUAAGGUGUUCCACUUUAUGGCCGAAAUUUUAUUAAAAAGUACUUGUAUACACUAUGAGGAAUUUUAUAUGCGUUAUUUUCACACUCUUCUCUCUGAUUUUAUAUUAUUAAUGCCUCUGAAAAUUAAGGAAUUAAGAAGUCGAGCAGAUGAAUCAAUGCGUUUGGUACAAGCGUAUCAACAAGAAGGUGUAGAACCACCAAUGAAUUUAGACAAUCAUUUUGAGUUUCUUAUGUUGACAGUAGCGGAGUUAUACAAAAAAGAUCCGUUAAAGUUAAACUUAGCUAUGGAUUAUUGGUGCCAACAUUCAGAAUCUACGCACGUUUCUGCUUCUGUACAUAUUGGACGGUUACCUCCUAGACAAGUUGCUUUAUUUAAAUUUAUACGAUUAGCUGGAGAAAUACUUCCUGCUGGUCUUUUUGUAUCCUACCUCAAAAUGAUCGCAUCUCUUGCUUCGUCACCUCCAGCUGCGCGCCAAGCAUUUAAUUUUCUCAAACCAAAUGGAUCUUCUACUUCAACAACAAUUUCUUGGGAUCAUUUCUUUAAUUCUUUAAAUCGCUAUUAUUAUAACUUACGACAAGAAUUACCACCAAGUCAAGAUACAGUAUAUAGACAAAGAAGUCACCCAAAAGGUAUUACACCCCACGAAGUUAAAGGAUUAGAAGCUGUACUUAAAGUCGUACAAAUAAUUGCAAAAUAUGAUGAGAUGUCGAGAGUAGCAAUAUGCGAUCAUCCAAAUUGGAAAGUACUUCAGUCUCUAAUAGGGUUGGUAAGCUGUGCAAUGCCAAUUCCAUUAAAAGGCGUUUUAGUAAGAACUCUUGCUGCAUUAGCAAGAUCACCAGAGAGUUCUUCUACAGUUUGGCAAAGUUUAGAAGCAGCACAAAUUCUUUCUACUAUACCAACAACUAGUAGCUAUCAACCACGAGGAGUACAAACAGAAUUGGAAGAAAUUGAAUCAAGGAACGAAGAAUAUCCCUUGACUCGAGCAAUGUUAAAACUCUUAGAUAUCUUAACGGAUUAUCCAAUUCCACGUCUUUUGGGAGUUGGGCAACGAAAUCCAGGCUUCGAUUCAUAUCUACAUUUUCUAAUUAAUAUCGUUUUUUUAAGAUUUCAUACACGCUCGUAUAAAAAUGCUGCAGAGAAAUGGAAAGUUGCGAAUGGAUGUUUGAAAAUAUUCUCUAAAUUAAUCAAACAAUACGAGCCAUCUUUAGAAGAUUUUAUGGGAUGUAAAGUUGAAUUACAAGGUGGUGAUUUGACUGUAAUUAAUUCCGCUCCUGGAUACCAUUUAAUGACGCAAUUACAUUCUACUAAUUCCGAGUUACUUCAUGUCAUACUCUAUAUACUGGAUGAAGGAUAUCACCAGUUUGAUACAUACGAUAUUUUUCCCGGAAAAAAAUAUCUUGAAUGUAGUACAUUAUGUUGUUUGGAAAUAUUGGAUCGGACUUUGAAAACACAACAUCAAUACAUGACACAGUUAGCAUCAGCAACCAGUAUAAAUAAAAUCGUAACUGGUCUUUCGCGUUUAUUGCUAGGAGUAAAUAUGCGUACUGGGAAGCCUGAUCACAUGAUAAAUAUUGUUAAUUAUGUCUCUUAUAAUUCAUGGCUGCCACGACAUUCAUUUGUCGCUGUUGGCGUUGUUCAAAGUGUUGCCAAUGAACCAGGUGCAGAUUUAGAAUUGUUAUCAACAUUUACAGCAACUAAUUCGUUGGCAACGAAUAUUAGGCACGGUUUUGUUGAGUGUUUAGAUAUGGAUUAUACUCCUGUAGAUGAAGAUGACAUAAACAAUGAUGAAAGAGCGGAUGUGGAAAAUUGCAAAGAAAGAAUUUUAUUAUUAAUGAUGCAGAGUAUUACACGACCUGUACCUAAUCUUGCUCAUUAUUUGCUAGGAUUUGAGAUUACUAAGGAUAUUCGAAAAACAAUUAUUCAGCAACCUGGAAUUUUAGGCUUUCCACGAACUUGCUUGCAUUCUGUUUUGGGUGUCUUAGAACAAUCCUUGGAUAAUGGUCGUGAUAAAAUUACUGAAAUGUGUUAUUGUUAUUUACAUACAUUAGCGGCGAAUAAUAAGACAUCAGUACCAAUUUUAAGAUUUUUACGAACUGCAACAAAUCAAGAUUUUGUGCAAAGACACCUAUCAAAAUUACCUUUCCAAGGUUCAAAUAAAGCAAUCGAACUUGGCUGUAUGUCGUGGCUAUUAAAAAUAGUAGCGAUAGAACUACGAGUCUCUGGUGGAAGCUUACAAAGUUCGCUUGUACAACGCUUAGUUGGAAGCUUUAGUCAAGAAAAAGACCAAAGUGCACCAUCACAGAAACUUCUUAUGGAUCUUCUACAUUAUAUCGAUUUUCAACUAUACUUAGAACCUCCUAAGUCAUGGGAAUUCUUUGAUCCUUCGCAAAUUGAAAUGGUAUUUGGUCGUUGUAGUGUUCCCUCGUCUUUAAUGGGAGGACCUCGACUUAUCGACGUCAGAAAAUUACAUUCCCUUAUUGUAGAUGAAUUAACGGUUACACAAAAUAGUGCAACAGUAACUCAAAGGAAACUUAUGCAACAAGAAUUGCAAUCGAUACUUGCUCAUGCCUUGAAAAAAAAUCAAACCAAGCUUUUAUCAUACGCUACGGUAAAAUUUGUAGAGGGCUGGUGUCAAACAACAGAAAUACUAUUUUCCGUAGCGUCAAAUUUACAACUUCCUGCGGCUCAAAGACAAAGUCUUCUUCUGAACUUAUCACAUGAUUUGUUGCAAAAAAUGACAUCGUGCGAAGCACUCAGUGAGAUAAAAACACUUGUGUCUGGAACAGUUUUGAUAUUACUUGUCAACUUGCGAAAUUAUUUUGCGAUGCAAUCGAACCAAGAAUUACUUCCAACAUCUCCUUCCAAUACGACAAUGAUGAAAAUAAUUCUUAGCCAUGUACUAGAAUGGAUUUUAAGCGCAAGUGCAUCAUCGCAAAAAGUUCUAACUCAUCUUUACGCAGCACUUCUAAACUUUCUUUGUGUGAUAGGCUUAGAAAAAUCAGAAAGUGCAUCCGUUAUGGAUACGACGUAUGUUAGUCAACUAGACAGUUCAUUCAAUCGAUCUAUGCCAGUUCAAAAACGUUCACAUUGUUAUGCCACGAUACAAGUUAUCAAUAGCUUUGGUAAUCAAUUAAUGGACGUUUUAUGUCAUAAUUGUUCUGGUGGUCAUGAUGUAUGUAAAAUGUUAGCACUUUCUUGUCUAGACAAGAUCUUAGAAUUGGAUUACGAUAAUUCGUGGAUGAUUUAUUUAGCUAGUCGAGGAUAUUUGAAGCAUAUGAUAGACAGUCUUUUACAAUCUGAUAAUUUACUAAGACAUAUGCUUCAACCAGAGCCUGAAACAUUAAGACCUUUAUAUUUGUAUGAAGCAAAAUUAGCAACAUUUUGUAGAAUGGCCUCGACAAGAUUAGGUGCUGAAAGUCUUCUAAAAACUAAAGUUUUAUCCUGUAUGUCAAGUAUGUGUGUUUUUGAUCAACAUCCAGAUGUUCAUAUGAAUGUUGAAGGAAUUGAUUCUUCUUUUGUACCCUCAAUCGGCCAACGUUAUCAACAAAUUUUUUUGCCUACUUUAUACUUAUGUGGUGCUUUGUUGACUACUUUAGGAACUGAAAAUCAGUCUUGUGCUAUACAAGUUUGUAGCUUUCUCCAAAGUCAUCGAGAUACAGUAGAAAUGAUAUUAAGGAAUGCUUUUUCAAAGGCAAAUACUCUAUUUUUGAAAGAAAUUGCCUGUCUAACUGGUGUCGUAUCCAGAUCUGCUAAUAUUGAUAUGUAUAAAUUAGUGGACGAGGGAGUAAUAAUAUCCGAUGUUGGUGAUAAUAUAAUAGAGGAUGAUAAUGGAAUGAGAGAAUUACGUGCUCAUCUUUAUAGAUUACAAAAAUUAAUGCUUUCGUUACUUCACAAAUUCCAAUUACAACCAACACCUAUACAUUUAGAUUAUCAAAAAACAAAUGUAGAUCAACAACAAAUGUCUUGUAUAGAAAUAGUUGCGAAUGUUCUUUUGUAUGCUCGUAAUCAGAUGCAGCAUAGUACCAUGGACCAAAAAGUAAGGAAUGUUCUUUUCGAACCUUAUUUAACGCCGAAACCAGGCACUAGAGAAGGAAGAACUAAAGAUAUAUCUGGUGAAGUUCAUUUAGGAUUGAUCGUUGAACAACUUACGUCUACAACUGCAUUACUACAUAAUGAACUGCCACAUGUCGAUUCUCUGAUCAAAAAAUCAGCUAUGAUAUCGGACAUGACUGCGGCAGAAUUAAAAAAAUAUAUGUCUGAUGAAGAAGCAGAAUUAGACAUAGAUAAACAACGCAUUGUCCUAGAGCAACGAUUAAAUCAACGACUGAAGGAAAAACGUCAAAGUAUAAAAUAUUGUUGUCUCAUAAUAGAACACAGUUUAUAUCUACUUUGGAGUCAUUUGGAUUUCUACACAAUGCAAAUAAUGUCAGGACAUCAGAGAAUGCUAGUAUCCACAGGAAACAUAAUUGAUAAUAUAUUGGAAAAAAAGAUAUCACCAGAAAUUUUAACCGAAUUAAAACAAGGACUUAUAUCUGUAUUUACUGAUAGUUUCAUUACUCAAUUAAUCGAUACACAUAACGAAUAUACAACAGUAGAUCGUAAUUUUAUAGAGGCUCUCGUUAGGAGGAUCAAAAGAUUAUUACAAUUCAUAAUUAUAACGUAACUCUAUUUAUAGAAUAUGUGUAUAUUAUUUCUAUUUUAAAUACGCAUCUCUUUCUAUACUGUUUCAACCUUUGUACUUUUUAUUAAUA